Molecule: messenger RNA, 1641 nt
Organism: Myotis myotis
Lineage: Eukaryota; Metazoa; Chordata; Mammalia; Chiroptera; Vespertilionidae
Gene: CUNH1orf56
Product: chromosome unknown C1orf56 homolog
Exons: 2
Coding region: 130-1623 (497 amino acids)
Biological process (GO): regulation of cell population proliferation
Source: RefSeq, a predicted model, not a curated record
UCGGAGCCCCGCCGCGGGCCUCGGUUCUAACGACCCGGCGGGUCGGUGAGAGCGGAAGGGAGGAGGGAGAGAAAGGAGGAGCCCGCCUCGGUCACUGGCCUCCCUCCCAGCCCCACACGGUCCAGCCCCAUGGUCCCCGCCGCCGGCGCGCUGCUCUGGGCCCUGCUGCUGAGCCUGGGCACCGGGGCGGUGGCGGGGGCCCAAGGCCUGGCUUCAACGGGGAAGCAGCCGACCAGGUUCCGCUCCAGGGGCCCGAUGACCCGCCACUACCGGCCCACCUCCCGGACCGGUGUUCCCCCGAAGAGAAGGGUAAUAAUGGAGGAUGAGGAUGACGUGGCGGCCACUGCCGACCGCCUGGCGGGCCCCGCCGUUGACGAGCUCUUGGCUUCUACGGUGUUCACGGACAUGAACAAGUUGCGUUCCUGGGAGCAAGACCAGGAUGGGUCUUUGGAGGAGGGGGUGGUGAUUAACGCCCAAAAGAAUAACAGCGAGUCAGGGAUUGACAGCACGCCUUCCAGCACCACGAGGAGGUUCACCUCCAGGUUUGCAGCGAAUAUCCAGGAGCCGGAAUACAGGCUGACCACGAGCCUGCCGCCCGGCAGCUGGAGGUCUACCGAGCACCAGCCGCUGUACGACACCAGCCUGACCCGCUGGCCAACAGCAGGCUCCAGCCCCAGGCGCUGGUCUCGCAUCUCACCCUCAUCCAUGCCACCUCCCGAGGACCUGCGGCUGGUGCUGAUGCCCUGGGGCCCGUGGCACUGCCACUGCAAGUCGGGCACCAUGAGCAGGACCCGGGCCGGGAGGCUGCAGGGCCUUUCUGGGCGCCUUCGAGUUGGGGCACUGAGCCAACUCCGCACAGAGCACCGGCCUUGCACCUACCAGCAAUGUCGCUGUGAUCGGCGUCUUGAGGAGUGCCCCCUGGACACGGCCCUCUGGUCUGAAACUCAGACCACCACCACCACCACCACCACCACUACCACCCCUAUGCCCAUCCCCAGGCUCAUCCCCAGUCCCAGCCCCAGUCCAGCGCUUAUGUUUUGGAAGCAGGUCAGGGCUGGGCUGGAGGAUAUUUGGAACAGCCUCUCUUCAGUGUUCACCAAGAUGCAACCGACAGAAACCGGAGGUAAUGGCCACUUGAUCUGCAAGAAGAGGUGUCAGCAUCUCAACCUCUCCUCCCCUUUCAAUCCCAGCACCCACUGGGUAUUUUUAGUACAGAAAAACAAAACUAGAAAAAAAAAUUGUUUGGUCUUGUGUCUUUUUACAGAGGUAUCUGAGGGAGGAGAGACCAAAAAUUUUGUGAAACUGAACUGGGUAGCUAGCAGCAUCUGGCUUGGGCUUCUCCUGUCCCCCAGGAUAAAAUGGUUGUUGUCCAUCUUCCUUAUUUCGAGUUGUUUUUUUAAACAAGUCCUUCUUUUGAAAAAAAUCUCAGCAGGAGUUGAGCCCUUAGAUGAUGGUGGUCUUGCCUUCACAAUACUUAGCCUUCUCCUCAGAAAGGACAAUGGUACAAAAUCCCACACCAACCACUUUCGAGGAGUUACCCUUCAUCAGCCGUAUCUAUCGUUUAAUCCAAUAUGCACCUGUAGUGAUUACUCUGUGACUAUUUUGCUUCAACUUUUUAUUUGAAAAGUAUAUUUAGAAGUC